This is a messenger RNA of Daucus carota subsp. sativus, 1597 nucleotides long. Its product is annotated as F-box/kelch-repeat protein At1g16250. Gene Ontology annotation, molecular function: protein binding. The transcript has 3 exons. The record is from RefSeq and is a predicted model, not a curated record. Lineage: Eukaryota; Viridiplantae; Streptophyta; Magnoliopsida; Apiales; Apiaceae. Bases 231 to 1382 code for a protein of 383 amino acids.
GUGUUCGUAUAUGUUGUCCGAAAAAUGAACAAUCCAGUGUCCAAACUCCUGAUGAUCAAAUGAGCCUUCACAUAUCUUCAAAUUGAUCAUGACCCUUUAAUUUCUUUGUUCUCUUUAUCAUCUUCCGCUCAUCAAAAUUGAAGCUUGUCAAAAAAAAAGUGGAAAAAAUUCGAAGCUUUAUGGAUCUAAUUCAGACCAUUUCUUGAAUUCAUCUAAUAGCUGUUUGUUUAAUGGAAACAAAUAAACAAGCAAUCAUUCCUGGAUUGCCUGACGAUUUAGCUCUGAGAUGUUUGGCAAAAUUGUCCCAUGGUUAUCACGGGAUUCUAGAGACUGUCUCUAAAGGAUGGAGAGAUGUGUUACGCUCCUCAGAUUAUUCCAACUACAAAGCUAGAGAGGGAUGGUCUGGAGACUGGUUGUUUGUUCUGACUGAAGGUUCUAAGAAUCAGUGGGUUGCUUACGAUCCUGAGGCUGAUAAAUGGCAUUCUCUUCCCAAUAUAUCUGGAAACAGCUCUACUGGUCAACAUUACGGAUUUUCAUGUGUUACAGUCUGUAAUAAAUUUCUGGUGAUUGGGGGUUCCUAUGCACCACGUGAUCCAAUAUUUCCAAAUCAGAAGCCUUUCAUAACUAGUGAUGUUGUGCAGUAUGAUCCGUUUACUAAACGCUGGACUAGAGCAGCAAGUAUGCGAACUCCGCGGUCACACUUUGCUUGUUCUGUGGUCUGUGGCAAGGUUUAUGUUGCUGGGGGGCGCACCUCACAAUGUGCCAGAGGGCUUGCUGAUGUAGAAGUUUAUGAUCUCGCGACAGAUAAGUGGGAAGAUUUGCCACCAAUGCCCGGCCCGCUGAUGGAUUGCUUAGGAUUGUCUUACCAAGGCAAAUUUUACGUUUUAAGUGACCAGGUAGGGUUGCCCGAGCAGAAGACUUCUGAUGUCUUUGAUCCAUCUGAAAGAACAUGGUACACCGUCGAUGAUGUCUGGCCUUUCUCAAGGGCAAUGCACUUCGCUGUCCAAGUAAUGACCGAUGACCUUGUAUACACAGUCGUAGAUUGGGGCGAGAGCUGUAUCAAGAGCAGAGACACUGAAAAAGGAGAAUGGCGCCAUGUAGGUUCAGUUCCUCCUGUAAAUCUCCCUGAUCACCCUCGACCACUGGAAACCUUUGGCUAUGGUUUUGCAGCGUUAAGAAAGCAGUUAUAUGUACUUGGUGGCAGAGUGUUGAGGUGGGAAGAAUCGGGGGUGGGGAGAUUUGACAUUGUUAAAUUGAGUUCAGUUCGGUUUUGUGACCCUCUGGUUAGGCCAUUGAACUGGAGGGAAACUAGACCAAUGUGUGUUCCCGCUUUUGGUUCUAUCUUAGGGUGCGCAACCAUGGAAGAGAAGACGGCUUCUUAGUGCUGCAAGUUCUUGUUUACAUCUCGUUGUCAGCUUAAGUGUUGUUUAAUCUUCAUUAAAGUCUUGCGUUGAACCAUAAUGUGACUUCUAAACAAGAUGUGUAAUUUAUGGUCAACAUGUAAAUCAGUGGUACCAGAUAAUGUGAUGUUUUCAUAUGAAGAAAUAAAUCCUCUCUUGUAAGAUGAUCUCUGGGAGGCAUUUUCUUGUUGCGAUAA